CCCGCGGCCUGUCCUGGCCGCGCGGUGCAUUGUGGGAGCGGCGCUAAGAUGGCGGCGGCCGCCGCUGGGCUGAGCUGGAGGCGGGUGUCUUCCUUCACGGGGCCGGUGCCGCGCUCCCGUCACGGGCACCGCGCGGUCGCCAUCCGCGAGCUGGUCAUCAUCUUCGGAGGCGGCAACGAGGGCAUCGCCGAUGAGCUGCACGUCUACAACACGGCUACAAAUCAGUGGUUCCUUCCUGCUGUAAGGGGAGAUAUUCCUCCAGGCUGUGCAGCGCAUGGAUUUGUUUGUGAUGGUACCAGAAUACUAGUCUUCGGAGGAAUGGUUGAAUAUGGAAGAUACAGUAACGAUUUAUAUGAAUUACAGGCAAGUCGAUGGCUCUGGAAGAAAGUAAAACCUCAAGCUCCUUCCACUGGAUCUCCACCUUGUCCUCGACUUGGCCACAGCUUUUCUUUGUAUGGUAACAAGUGCUACUUAUUUGGUGGCCUCGCAAAUGAAAGUGAGGAUUCAAACAAUAACGUUCCCAGAUAUUUAAAUGAUUUCUAUGAACUGGAGCUGCAGCACGGAUCUGGGGUUGUUGGCUGGAGUAUUCCUGUGACAAAAGGGAUCUUGCCAUCUCCCCGAGAAUCACACACGGCCAUUGUGUACUGCAGAAAAGAUUUGGGAGUUCCAAAGAUGUAUAUUUUUGGAGGGAUGUGUGGCUGUCGGCUUAAUGAUCUCUGGGAACUUGACAUAGAAACCAUGACCUGGUCAAGACCAGAAACUAAAGGGACAGUACCACUUCCUCGCAGUCUCCAUACGGCCAAUGUAAUAGGAAACAAAAUGUAUGUUUUUGGUGGAUGGGUUCCACAGUCAGCAGGAGGUGAAAUUUCUACUCAUGAUGGUGAAUGGAAAUGUACUGGUUCAUUUGCUUAUCUUAAUUUGGAUACCACAGAAUGGAUAGGCCUGAUCUCAGAUUGCCAGGAAGACAAAAGUAACUUGUUACCAGGGCCAAGAGCAGGACACUGUGCUGUAGCAGUUGGCACUCGUCUGUAUAUCUGGAGUGGUAGAGAUGGUUACAGAAAAGCUUGGAACAAUCAAGUUUGCUGCAAAGACCUUUGGUACCUUGAUACUGAGAAACCUCCAGCCCCCUCACAGGUCCAGCUGAUUAGAGCUACAACCAACUCUUUCCAAGUAAAAUGGGAUGAAGUACCCACUGUUGAAGGAUAUCUUCUUCAAUUACAUGCUGACUCACCGGUGCCAUCAGCAGCUGGAACACCUGGCACUGGGGUUCCUGAGACAUCAGUGCUGAGUUCACAAGGUGGCUCUUCUCUGCAUCAAAGUUCACAAUCAUUGCCUAGUGUCCCUUGCCCAGAAAUGAAGGUGGAUCAUCCCAGCCAAGCAAAUAAUGUCAUUCCUAAUAACGUCCAACUUUCCCUUUCAUCCAACUCACUCUUAAAAAUAGAAGGAAAAGAAAAGGUUGCAGCAUCCGAAAACAAGAUUACACAGGAGACAAUGAAAAACCAUGCAGAUGCAACAGCCUUCAAAGAAUCAAAUGCCCCUUCUCUUUUGCCUGUUUGUACUUCAAGUCCUCAGACUUCAGCAAAUGUAGGUGAAUUACAUGACUUGGACAAACGAACUGUAAUUCCUGAUGCUUCUGUAUCCAGUACUGUCUCCAGCACACAAACUAUGGUAACCCAGCAGGCUGUUAAAACUGAAUCAUCAAGUACAAAUGGGGCAGUUGUUAAAGAUGAAACUUCACUAACAACAUUCAAUUCAAAAUCUGAAGCUGCUGAAACUGCUUAUUUCAUGCCUUCAACAAAGGUCAAUACUGGACAGGCAAAUGAUUCACAUUCCUCUAGAACUCCACAAAGACAGAUGGCACCGGUGAAAUCAAGGGAAAGACAGUGGUAUGAUGUUGGAAUUUUUAAGAACAGCAGUGCUGUGGUGAGCCAGUUCUACUUGCUGCCAGAGGAAACUCUGAAUGCCUCUAACAAGAUGGAAGAUGCAGAUGUACCAGACUACAGGUUACUUAAGAAACAGGAUCUUUUUCCGGGCACAGUGUACAGGUUCAGAGUUGCUGCAAUUAAUGGCUGUGGUGUUGGGCCUUUCAGUAAAGUGAGUGAAUUCAAGACAUGCAUUCCAGGUUUUCCUGGAGCUCCUUCAACAGUCAAAAUCACUAAGAGUGUAGACUGCAUUCAUCUUUCUUGGGAGCCUCCUGCUUCACCUUCUGGCAAUAUUUUAGAAUAUUCUGCCUACUUAGCAAUACGUUCCACACAGUUGCAGGAAAACCCAAAUCAGCUUGUAUUUAUGAGAAUAUAUUGUGGUCUCAAGACAUCUUGUGUAGUGACUGCUGCCCAGCUUGCAAAUGCUCACGUCGAUUACACUUCCCGCCCUGCUAUAGUGUUCAGGAUUUCUGCAAAGAAUGAGAGAGGCUAUGGACCGGCCACACAAGUUCGAUGGCUUCAAGGUAAUGUCAGUGUCAGGUGCAGCAUGUGAAUGGGCCGUAGCUGUGGCAGAGCUGGUCAUGGCUCUAGAACCAACCCUUUGCCCAGCGCUGUGCUUUGCACAGCAGCGAAACAUAAUUUUGUUCUUUACAGAAGUUUUAAGAAAAUGCAGUUGUUCAAUUUAGCAUUGUAUUAAACACAAGCACAGGCAAGUAGUGAAUGUUGGUUAUGGAAGCUUACCUUGUCCCUCACAUAAUAAAAUCUUAGUAAGCUUCCUGAUUUCCCUGGUCUUAACUUCAGCUUAACAAAAUUUUAUUAUAAUAAGAAUCCAGUUCCAUGCAUGGAUGUAAUCAAGUUUUUUUUCAACCUUUUUCCCUUCUGUAUCAGAGUAUUUUUUCAUAAAGUGACAUAAGGUGCAUUUUUGUGAUUGAUACACUUCUUGAAGUCCGUAUUACAGUUAUUUAGAAUAGGCUUUAUCAUCUCAUUUCUGCACUUGAAUUUGUACGAGUUUAUGAUUAGUUGGGGAUGGGAAUGGACCAACUGGAAACUAAGCUUCAUUUUAAGCCUGUUCAGUUCCCUCAUGUCCAUCUGUGCAGCUGCAUAAAUGCUAGUGCCAGCACAAAGACACAAGUGACUGCUGAGAGAGGGACUGUGGCUCCUAAUGGCAGCAUAUAAUCUAGAAGCACAGGUGGGGUUUAAGUGAUUCUUCAGUCCCAGUUUCCAUUUUGUCAUCUAGGUAGUUCUUGGUUCCAUCAAUUGAUUGUAUUUUUUCAGUUUUGCAAAAUAACCUAUCACUUUCUGCCUUAGCUUUCUGCUAGCUGCAAGUUGACUUGGCUCAGCAGAAGGUGCUGUGAGCAUGGAGGGAGGUUGGGAAGGGAAGAACCAGGGGGGAGCUCUGGUUUGUAUCCCCUUCGUUUGCACUGAGCUAUUGCUUGGGGUUUAGCUGUCCUGCCAGUCCUUUUGCUGUGAUGUGCAGGGUGUAGCUGACAGUGUGCUAUUGGGUACCUCACUGUUUGUUUGGAACAUGUAAUUUCUGAGAUGGAGAGCAACAACAGAAUCAUAGAACGGCCUGGGCUGAAAAAGGACCACAGUGAUCAUCUAGUUUCAACACCCCUGCUAUGUGCAGGAUCACAAACCACCAGACCAGGCUGCCCAGAGCCACAUCCAGACUGGCCUUGAAGAAUUGUCUUGAGUUUAAUAUUCCAGGGCAGUGUUAACCUUUUAUGGGGCAAGGGUUUGGGCCAUGAUCUGCAUCCUAGAACUGUGCAGGAGUUGUUUUGAUGCUGUUUGACCUCACGCACUAUGUGAAAUGAUGAAAUAUCUAACAGUGUCUCCUUCUUUUUGCAGAUAUGAAAACAUCAAGCUCAAAGUAGAGGCAGCGUAACGCAUUUCAAGUUUUGAAUGUAGUGUUUAAUGUAACUCUUGUACUAUUUGUAAAUGCUACAAAUAUUUUAUUUUUGCAUUGUUUUUAUCUUAAAAGUAUAUAACCUUUUUUACGUUUGAAACAUCGGCGUUAUAUAGCCUUGCUCAGGUCUGAGUACCAGAUAGGAAUGAUGCUGAAGAUGCUGGGGUGGAGGACCAUACUCUAUCCGGCAGCUCUUUUUCAUAGUGAUAGUUAAAAUGUCAUUAAGUAUAUCAAUUUUCAAAUUAAAAAAAAUGAAUUGGCAGUGGUAUUUGAGGUAGAGUUCCCUGUGAUUGCCACAGAUCUUGCAUAGAUAAUUCAGGAAGAUUUAGUAUGUGAGAGAAUUCUGUUUGGUUUCAGUGUCCUACACCAAAUUCUUCGUUGUGGUGUCUGAGUACAAGGCAAAAUUUUCAGUUAUUAUAUAGUAACUUAAAACACAUAAAUAUUUUAAUAUAUACUUUUUUGUAAAAAAAAAAAAAAAAAAAAGGACAAAAACAAAAAUGAUUUUUCUACUCUUUGUAACAAAUAUAAUUCUGAAAGAUAUCCCCUGAAAAUUUAAAAGGAAAAAGAUAAACUCCGUCAUUUCUCUCAUUAGAAAAAAAUAAAGUGUAAAUUCAUUGUAAAUGCACUACUAAUAUUUAGAAUGGUCCUUUUGUAGUUGUACAAAUCUUCAGCUUGUAAAUACCAAUGUUUACAAGAGACCUUCCUGGUCUUGUAUGAAAACUUCCAUGAGAUUCAUUCUCUUUUUUUUUUUUUUAAACCCAUAUGCUUUGCUUUUAGCAUAUGCUUGCUUUUUGCACUAAUAAUAACUUACCUCAUUCCUGUGUUUGUAAUCACUUGUGUUGCUUCCAUCAUGUUUCUGUACAACUUCAAUCUGAAAAUUUUAACCAAAGUUUAGAAUACAUGGUAAGCAAUUUUGCACAUACUGUAUGGCAACUAUCAACAUAUUUAUUCCAGUUAAUCUUCUUAAGUGCUUGUUUGCUUUACCAGUAUAUUCUACCAAUCAAGUUCCGUAUCUCCUUUUACUAUGCAUCAUUUUACAUUAACUAGCUAGCUGAUAAGUUCAACAAGCAUUACUUCUAGGAAUAGGUUGAUCCAUUCCUACGCUAAAUGGGAAAAAAAAGUGUUCACAGUAGUGAAAUAAAGGUAAACAUUUUAAAUGCUAUUUAUGUAUCUAUAUAUAAACCUAUGUUUACCAAAGUGUAGAGGAAAAUGGCUGAGUCGGACAAGGUCAUUAGGUGAGUAGAUGGAGGCACCUAAAUGAGAUUUAUUUUAAAAUAAAAUCUAAAUUACUUACCUGUGCAAUGAAGUUUAUACUUUGCACUUUAAUUUUGCCCUGAAUGCCAAAAUAUUACACAUCAAGGUAGGAUUGCUUGCCUCUGCCAGUUAAAUUUGUCUUAAGAGCAUUUGUAAAUAAAAAUAAAAAAAAACAAAACAAAUGAUGUGCCUGGUUUGGUGGGAGAAGUAUCGCUGCGAUGUGAGAGGUGUAACAGCUCACAUGCAGAGCAGAUUUUAUAGCCAAGUUUGAGUUACCCUGCAAGUCAGGGUUGUAACAGAAGUGCUGAUACAGCCUUAAUUAUCACAACACAUCACAAGCUAUAAUAGCAUAUAAAAAGUGCUGGGGACCAUUAAUUGCUAUAGUAGUGUUAAUUGUGGCACAGGAGUAACGCGUGGUCUUUCUCCAGAGAAAAAUCCUGUGUUUAUAACAAUGGCAGAUAUCCCAGACUCACUUUUAACAGUGUUUAUAGUAUGAAUGUAUAGGAUUUUUCCAGACGUUAACUGGCUUUAAAAUACUUGUGUUUUAAUGAUCCAUUUCAUCAGGUAUGAUCUCACCACCAAUACUGUCUGAUAAUUAAAAUUUUACUGUACAUGAGCUGUUAACUAGAAAAAAUAUAACUUGGUUUUCCUUAUUAGUACUGUGAAAGAAGCCUUUAGAGAAAACACUUGUGGCUUUGGUUUUGUUGGUUGAUAGCUGUGAUCGUAGAGUUGUUAUUUAAGAAUAAAAUCUGUUGGGUUAUGUCUGGGUGGAGUUUUUUUUGCACUUGGUUUCACAUGCUUUGCACAAUUUGUUUUUCAGUGGGUGUGUCACAACUACCAAAGGGUACAACUGUGGCGUUUUCAAUGAAAGUAUGAUUUCCUUGUAAGUGUGCUUUCUCCAGCUGACUUGACAUGAAAUGUCACUUUCUCUUCUUUGUCCGAAUUGGGUGAUGUUGAAUAGUGAUCAUAUGCAAAUCCAAUUCCUUACAGUUUUACUUUCAAAUGCAAUUGUGGUACAUGCUGUAAAAUACACUUUGUGGUCUGUUUUUAGGAUUGUGUUUCUAACAUGUCUGAAUCCCACCUGUUUGCCUGUCAAGUAGAUACCAGGCAAAUACUGAUUGUUCAAUUUGAAAUUAAUUUAAAGAAGACUCUUGACGUCGACUCCUUGGGGAUCUGUGUUAUCCAUUUAUUUCACAAAUCAAUAAACAAGGUGUAAGAAGCUGAAAUCUGUCGGGUGGCAGUGCCCGUGUUGUAGGGAUCUCUAGGUUUACUCAAUUCAUGAGGGAUGUUGUGCAGGUAUGGCAGACGUCACUGCAACUUCACCGUUGGAAUAUUCUUGUGAAAGUGGGAAUAAAGUGAACGAGAACCUACACUUUGUGUUUUCAAAAUAAUUAUAGCAAUAUCUUUUGAAUGUAGUUUGGAGUAGAGCACACGAUCAUGCCAUAAACUCUGAAUAUAAAAUAAGUAUUACUGUUGUUAUCUGAUAUUUCAGGAUAGCGAAUUUGACGUGAACUUAGUCUUACAGCCUGUUACUUAAUGACCUCUACAAGGAAACUGACAUUUUGUACAAUUAAAGUUGAUUGGUCUUAUUUCAAAGCGUUGUUUGUUCUUUGUAAUAAAGUGGUUGUCCUAUCAAA
This is a messenger RNA of Phasianus colchicus (ring-necked pheasant), 6719 nucleotides long. RefSeq names its product host cell factor C2 (gene HCFC2). Gene Ontology annotation, cellular component: histone methyltransferase complex. Gene Ontology annotation, biological process: regulation of DNA-templated transcription; chromatin remodeling. Gene Ontology annotation, molecular function: protein binding; transcription coactivator activity. NCBI's taxonomy places the organism in Eukaryota, Metazoa, Chordata, Aves, Galliformes, Phasianidae. The record is from RefSeq and is a predicted model, not a curated record.